Molecule: messenger RNA, 2257 nt
Organism: Dissoconium aciculare CBS 342.82
Lineage: Eukaryota; Fungi; Ascomycota; Dothideomycetes; Mycosphaerellales; Dissoconiaceae
Product: amino acid permease
Exons: 4
Coding region: 362-2089 (575 amino acids)
Biological process (GO): amino acid transmembrane transport
Cellular component (GO): membrane
Molecular function (GO): amino acid transmembrane transporter activity
Source: RefSeq, a predicted model, not a curated record
CGCCUCCGUCCCUUUUCCGGUAAAAACAGCCGGACUGGGACACACGCUUGCCCGAACGAAUGGUGUCAGAUAAGGUAAGACCUUCGAUAGCCGGGUGCGGUUUGGUGUCUAGCGGCGAUUAUCUAUCUGGCCAUCCAUUGUGGGUGGAGAUGAAAGAAGGAUAUUAUCUUCUGGACAAUGCCGUCGCUUGCUGGUCGAGAGUGGAUAUAUGUAGGAUCUCUCGCGUGCGUGGACUUCAUCUAUUGCUUCUGGACACAGGAAGCGCAGGUCUGACGGCGCGUGCGAACUUUGUCAUUCUCAUCCUCUCCUCCACGCUGUCACCUUCUGUCGACAACGACAACGACGACGACCUUUCGCCACCAUGGAGUCGAAGCAAAUGAAGGUCAACGACACCAUGUCGCCGGAGCUGGAGAAGCAAGACACCAAUACGACAUUUCAAGAGAUUGAUCUGUCCGGUGGGAACCAGCUGGAGCGCGGUCUCAAGAGUCGACACAUUCAAUUCUUAGCUCUUGGAGGUGCAAUCGGCACCGGUCUCUUCGUCGGCUCUGGCGGAAUCCUAUCGCUCGUGGGUCCCGCGCCCUUAUUCAUGGCCUAUCUCUCGAUGAUGAUCAUCGUAUGGGUCGUGAUGAACGACCUCGCGGAGAUGGUGACCUACCUCCCGAUGAAAGGUAUCUCGAUUCCAUAUUUUGUCGGCCGCUUUGUCGAGCCGAGCCUCGCCUUUGCCGACGGCUGGAAUUACUGGUAUGCAUAUGCGAUGCUGGUCGCGGCGGAGGCGACUGCUGGUGGGAUCAUUCUGCAGUAUUGGACCGACGCCGUCCCGAUUGGGGUGUGGAUCGCCGUCAUCCUCAUCGUCAACCUCCUCUUGAAUAUCGUUGCCGCUGAGGUCUUUGGGGAAGCGGAAUUUUGGUUCGCGAGUAUCAAGCUCAUCGCCAUCAUCGGACUGAUCAUUUUGGGUGUCGUGCUCUUCUUCGGGGGAGGGCCGAACCACGACCGCCUCGGAUUCCGGUACUGGAAGGACCAAAAUGGCUACGGCGCAUUCCGAGACUAUCUCGUACCAGGAGAUACUGGUAAAUUCCUCGCGUACUGGACCGCGUUCGUACGUGCUGGAUUCGCAUUCAUCACCUCUCCCGAGCUCAUCGCCUUAGCCGCAGGUGAGACCGUUGCACCUCGUCGCAAUAUCCCCAAAGCUGCGAGACGAUAUGUUUUCCGCCUAGCUCUUUUCUACGGUUUCGGCUCGCUCGUCAUCGGCGUCAUUGUCCCUUCUAACGAUGACCGACUCCUCUCCGAGAAUUCCAACGCGUCGGCCUCGCCUUUCGUAAUAGGAAUCCAGCGCGCUGGGAUCCAAGGAUUGAAUCAUGUAAUCAAUGCUGCGAUUCUGACCUCUGCAUGGUCUGCUGGAAAUGCUUUCUUAUACUCUGGAUCGCGAGUAUUGUACUCCAUGGCGUUGAGCGGUCAAGCGCCCGGGAUUUUCAGGAAAACUACGAAGCGCGGUGUACCUUGGGCGGCGGUGUUGUUUACCUGGCUGAUCGGCUGUUUGGCAUUCCUGAACGUUUCCAACAAUGGUGCGACGGUGUUCACAUGGUUCAGCAACAUCAGUACCAUCUCUGGGUUCAUCGCAUGGAUCGUCGCCAUGGUCACAUACCUACGUUUCAGAAAAGCUAUGCAACACCACAACAUGAUGGAUGCUCUGCCACUCCGAACGAAGCUACAGCCUUACGCGACAUACUUUGCACUAUUCAUCAUCACCAUUCUGACUCUCACCAACGGCUUCCAAGUCUUCUUCCCCUCCCGCUGGAAGCUCUCCGAUUUCCUCGCCGCCUACAUUACAAUUCCGAUCUUUCUCGUGCUAUAUCUCGGCCACAAGUCCUACACCGCAACACACCACGUCAUCGACAAGCAAAAUAGCACAGGAGGCAAAUUACCACUGAAAGACAAGAUUCGUGAAUGGUUCAGCGCCUGUGUAUUCUGGACCCGUGUCGAGGACAUCGACGUCUGGACGGGCAAGAAGGAAAUGGACGAACUCGAGAAAAUGGAUGUCCCACCGGUGCCGAAGAAUUUCGUGGAGAAAUUUUGGUUUUGGCUUGCGUAGGGCGAUGAGAUGAAGGUUGGGGACUUUGAGGCUCCCUUCUGCUUUCUACUAGGUUUUAUUCAGUCACGAUUACGACCAAAAGCGAAAUUUUCUCUGGCACGAUGCUCUCUUUAAAGUGAUAAUGCUUGGUAUGUAUUGUGAUGAAGAUGGGUGGGCAGGCGGCCUGGU